AAAAAGGAGAAAGUGGGGGGCAGUUAAGAAAAAUAAGUCUCUUGUGUUGUUUUUUUUCACCGUGUGAAAACUCUUCGUGAAUGUGCUGUGGCUUUAUAGAUACAUCAGCAGUUGUAUAAAUAUUUUUUAGCGCAAUGCUUUGUCUACCUUCAGUGAUAACGUUUCAUGUAUCUAUCGGCACAGAUGCAGAAUGCAGGAAGCAACAAUGUGUCCUGCAAAUAACGGAUGUGUUAUUGGCCAUGAAGGUUUGACGUGAGUGAGGCUUCACUGGGUCCUAAUGCUAGAUCUCUCUUACAGCCACAGAUAACCUACAUGUGUACGCAGAGUUUCCAGUAAAUCACCCAGAGAGGCUGCUGUUGGACUCCAGUAUCAGUCGGGCACUAUGACCCAGCAGCUGCCUCCUCCAUGCAGCAGCAGUGUGCCGCUGCGAGAGGAGGACCAGAAAUCUGCAGCUCACAGAAUGAAGAGAUCAAAAUGAUGCUGCCUGUAAAAAGGGAUUAAACUCUGGGCGCCACCUCGCUUGGGAUCGGGCUGCAGCUGCUGGUGGAUAACACAGAUUUGGGAGUUGAGAAAGGAGACAUGCCGUCGCUGAGCAUCCGUUGCGACGCUUGACUGACCAUGAUGAAGACCGAAUCCACAUCCAAGAGCACCGGCUCUGGCUCCACGCUCAGGAGCCCAUCCCCGCACAGAAACGCGUACGAAGCGGGGAUGCAGGCCCUGAAGCCCGUCAAAGACAAUGCAGCGAACGGGGACAUGCAGGAGGGCCCCCGAGGGCGCAGGUACGGCUCUAACGUGCAUCGUAUUAAGAACAUGUUCCAGCAGAUGCAGACCAUCUCCCCGGCCGAUGCGGAGGGAGAGGAGGGCGCCAGGAACGCCGACAAAUCGGUGCGCCUCUCCCUCCCCAGAGCCGGGAGCCUGAACGAGAACGUGGACCAUAGCGCGCUACUCAAGCUAGGAUCCACCGUGUCCGAGCGCGUGAGCAAGUUCGACAAACCGGAGAACGGGCACCCGAGGGCCUCCUCACCCAGCUACUCCAAGCUGCAGGAGACACGCCGCAUCUUCGAGCAGCAGCAGGAGAGGCAGCAGCAGGAGAAGCUGGCCACCACCAGAGUCCUGCUGAAGACAGACAAGGCCUCAGGCUUCCAGGAUGGCAGGCUGGACGUGGUGGCACGCUUUAACGGCAGCACAGAGUCCCUGGACAGCCUGGACACCAGCGAAGCAGUGUCCCCUACGGUCAGCCAGCUCAGUGCUGUGUUUGAGCGGGCGGCCGAGCUCCGGAACAACCUCCACCGCCUCUCCUCAACCCCGCCGCUCCCUUCCAGAGGGGUCAGUGCCAAGGUGGGUGUGUUGAACUCCAAAAUAAUCACAAAGAGGGUUUGUGCCUUUGCAACAGGCAACCAGGAGGAAGAGCGGGGCAGUCAGGUGGGCCCAGAGGGGCCUCCGAGGGGCCCCAGAGGGAGGGUGACACCUCCAACUGAGAGCAUCAACGGGGGCCAAAGCGGUCCAGAACUUUACAGUACUGUAGGAGAGCAGAGCGAGCAGAGAGAAAAGACAGUGUCCGAUGCAGGUGUCGAGGUCAAAUCCGAAGAACAUUAUGGCAUCAAGAGCAGCAGCACAAAUCUGCAAGGUGACGUCUCUGUGGAGAACGGAGAAGCGCAGAAGCAGAGCUCCCCAAAAGGAGGCGAGGUGGCAAAGGAGGCCGAGGAGGAGGAAGACAGGACUGUCAGAGACGACCAGUCGGGGCGUGACUCUGUGGAUAUCAGUACCUACAGCGCCGUGGGGGAGGACUUUGGAGGGAGCCAGGUGGACGAGGAGGAAGAGGAGGUGGACGACCGCUAUGAGCCCGAGUCCAGCUGUGCGGAGAUCGCUGGGCUGCCUGUGGAGGAGGACCCACCACCGUCCAGGAAGAUCCGCUUCAGCACAGAGCCCAUUAAGGUGUUCGCCACUUACCCCAACGAGGACUACGACAGGCGUAAUGAAGACGUGGACCCCAUGGCGGCGUCUGCUGAGUACGAGCUGGAGAAGAGGGUGGAGAGGCUGGACCUGUUCCCCGUGGAGCUGGAGAAAGACGGCGAGGGCCUCGGCAUCAGUAUCAUCGGGAUGGGUGCGGGGGCCGACAUGGGCCUGGAGAAGCUGGGCAUCUUUGUGAAGACGGUCACAGACGGAGGAGCAGCACACAGGGACGGCAGGAUCCAGGUGAACGAUCUGAUUGUGGAGGUGGACGGGACCAGUUUGGUGGGAGUCACCCAGAACUUUGCCGCCUCCGUACUCAGGAACACCUCAGGAACCGUCAAGUUUGUGAUCGGGCGAGAGAAGCCGGGAGAGCAGAGCGAAGUGGCGCAGCUCAUCCAGCAGACCCUGGAGCAGGAGCGCUGGCAGAGGGAGAUGAUGGAGCAGCGCUACAACCAGUACAUGGACGAACAAGAGGGUGGCGAAUAUGGCACAGAUGAGGAGGAGGACGAUGACGAGGAGGUCAGCCCGCCGUAUCCCAGCGCCAUCGAGGUGUUUGACUUGGCAGAGAACGAGGACAUGUCGCCUCUGGAGACGGACCCUGAAAAACUGGCACAUAAAUACAAAGAGCUCCAAAUAAAGCACGCUGUGACUCAGGCUGAGAUCCAGCAGCUGAAAAGAAAGCUGCACCACGCGGAGCAGGAGAAGCAGCGCUGGCGUAUGGACAAGGCCCAGCUGGAGCAGACCCUGCAGGAGAACAAGGAGCGCAUGGAGAAGCUGGAGGGCUACUGGAUGGAGGCGCAGAGUCUGUGCCAGGCGGUGGACGAGCACCUGAAGGAGACGCAGGCCCAGUAUCAGGCCCUGGAGCGCAAGUACAGCAAAGCCAAACGCCUCAUCAAGGAGUAUCAGCAGAAGGAGAUUGAGUACCUGAAGAAGGAGACCCAGCGCUGUGCACAAGUCGGAGCCGAGGCCACUCUUCUGAAAGAGGAGUCUGGACAACUUCAGGAGCAGGUGGCUGACCUGGAGUGCAGGGUGGAGGAGCUGAAAUCUGAACCUUUAUAAAGGCCUUUUUGUCUGUUAACGUAUUUCAGAAAGCAGAACUUAACGAGUCGAAGAAGAUAGAGAGAAGAUAUUAGUUAUUGUUCUUGAAACGACCUGCAGGGUAUUUCUCGUCACCACCUCGAGCUUGGUUUCUGGUCGCAUACUGUAUAUGUGUCCUCAGGCUUUCAGCCACUUGACCCCACCCCCCUUUUAACCACAUUUUUCUGUUAACAUUUACGGGAACACGAAGAACGGUUUUAUCACAAACGCAGACUCCGCUGAGCUCUAGAUGUACUGUUCCUUUUUCAUUUCCAGAGUUCAGUAUUUAACCCCUUAAUUUGUGGUUUCGUGACAGACCAGGCUGUUGCUUUUAAUUGCCAAAAAACACCCUCCCCCCCUUUCUUUUUGCCUAGUUUUGUGACCUUUUUUGUACAGAUGUGAUACUGUGUGGUUUAACAAUCAGUUUGGUUUGUAAAAAAUUUGAAUAUGUGUAUAACAUUUAACAUAAUAUAAACUAAUGAGAUUGAGGGUUGUUGUAUAUUUUACGUGAUGAAGGUGUGUAAAUUGGACGGAGAUUGCACUGGAGAAGACAUCGACAAGGUGCUUCACUGGAACGGAGGAAUAAAGUUCGGAGGUGUCUUCGAAAUUGUACAAACAGUAACCCAACCUUCGUAGGGGUCUUGUCACUUAACCUUGAGAACCACCUGCUGCCUACCUUUCAGAAGUGUUUGUGUAUUUUUUACACAUUAAGACUCAUAAAUGAGCGUCCAACCCCUCGGUUUUAACCCCUCGGACCACAGAAACAAGCCUCCACAACUGCUGUGCCACAAACGAAAAUGGAUCUUUUCUCCCCUAAAAAUGGAUGUUGUCAAGGACUUGUGUAACUGGUAUUAGUUAGGACUACUGAUAUAAGAAACAUUACUGGACUGGGAUGUUCAAGAAGUCGUUACCAGCAGCAAACAGAUUUUAAAAAGCUCGAACCAGCAGCUGCACUUGACACCACUGUGUGUAGCACAUGGAAAACACUGCCAGGUUUUAUACCUGUUUCAAUUUACGCACAGUUUAAAAACUGAGUCUACUCGUGUCGACUGUCAUACCAGUAUGUUUGUAUAGUUCAGGUAAGACUGAAAUAUUUUAAUUUUACUUAAUAUUUAUAAUAUAGUCAAGAUGGAAAUAUGAGCUAACAAGGACAAAAACUGACAAAAGCAAUGCAAAACAUUCAGUAGACAAGUUAUACUGUGUCAUUAAAAAAAAUGUAGAUCUGGAUGACUACAAGAACAAAAUUAAGAUUAAUGAAUUGAAAAAAAACAGGCAUGUUAUGAGUAUUUUCAUAAUGUUAAGGCUUGUACAGUGCACAUGCUUUGCAUUGUAUGUUUUGUGGAAUAAAUGGUCAACAGUGAAGUCAAGGUCGUGUUUUUUCAUUUUAAAGCAAGUUGACAUUCAGAGACAAUAAGCUUUAGUUUAUAUGACUGUGGUGAGCUCAUUUAUGUUUUUUGUCUAUUGUACUGCAUGUUAAUAUAUUUUUUCUGCUCUCAAAUAAUUAACAAAUGUAUUUAAACAUAAAAAUCCAAGCUUUUGGUUAUGAAAUGCUUUAGCGUUAAAUAAACUAUAAGAGUCGCUUAGGUCUUUCCACAUGUAUCCUGUUCUAAAUGUUUUUGUGUCAAAGAGACUUAUGGAGACAGUUUUUGAAAUUAUUCAAGUAUUGGGUUGCAGCAGCUUCACAGGCUACAAUUUAACAUUAAUGGUAAGAGGUGCACCUUCAAUUUAUGUUCACUAAAGUGCUUGUUUUUGCCACC
Messenger RNA from Plectropomus leopardus (leopard coralgrouper), 4787 nucleotides. It is a transcript of the gene ppp1r9bb, whose product is annotated as protein phosphatase 1, regulatory subunit 9Bb. Gene Ontology annotation, molecular function: actin filament binding. Gene Ontology annotation, cellular component: dendrite; postsynaptic density; cytoplasm. Gene Ontology annotation, biological process: neuron projection development; actin filament organization; calcium-mediated signaling. NCBI's taxonomy places the organism in Eukaryota, Metazoa, Chordata, Actinopteri, Perciformes, Serranidae. The record is from RefSeq and is a predicted model, not a curated record.